UUGCAUCUAACAGCGAAUUUUGGCUUGAUACCUGGCAUGAUGCUUUUUUUAGGCCCUCAAGAAGACUGUGUUGCACGACUAUCACGUUGAGAACGGUGGUAAGAUGGUUCCGUUUGCUGGCUGGUCCAUGCCCGUCCAGUACUCCAACCUCGGUGUCGGAGCCUCCCAUAACUGGACUCGUCAGAAUGCCUCCGUGUUUGAUGUCAGCCACAUGUUGGCAACCAGAAUCACGGGUAAGGACCGCGUCAAGUUCUACGAGAGCUUGACCGUUGCCGAUAUCGAGAACCUCCCCGUCGGUUCCUCGACUCUUUCGGUCUUCACGAAUGAAGAGGGAGGCAUCAUUGACGACACUAUCAUCUGCAAGCAUGAGGAUUCGCUCUAUGUCGUCUCGAACGCCGGCUGUGCCGAUAAGGAUCUGGCUCAUAUCCGCUCCCAUCUCAAGGAGUUUCAGAACAAGGGUGGGGAUGUGGACCUGAAGAUCAUUGACGACCACGCACUCGUGGCCCUUCAGGGCCCCAAGGCUGCUGCGGUCCUUGAGGAGUUGGUUGGAAAGGAUUUGAGGGAUUUCCCGUUCAUGGAUGGGCGGUUCAUGACGAUCAAGGGUAUUGAAUGCCAUGUUGCUCGCUCCGGAUACACGGGCGAGGAUGGUUUUGAGAUCUCAGUCCCUAACAGCGACGCCGUUGAGUUCACGAAGCUUCUCAUCGCAGAUCCUCGCGUCGAACUUGCAGGUCUGGGUGCUCGUGACAGCUUGCGUCUCGAGGCUGGCUUGUGCCUCUAUGGCCACGAUCUGGACGAGACCAUCACUCCAGUCGAGGCCGGUCUGACCUGGACCAUCGGCAAACGCCGCCGUGCCGAGGGCGGCUUCUUGGGUGCGGCCAAGAUCCUGGAUCAGCUCAAGAACGGCGUUAGCAAACGUCGUAUCGGACUCGUCGUCCAGGGCGCGCCCGCUCGUGAGGGUGCUCAGAUUCUCAAUGCUGAGGGAGAGUUGGUCGGCAAGAUCACGUCUGGUUGCCCAUCGCCCUCGACGAAGAAGAACGUGGCGAUGGGAUAUGUGAAGAAUGGGCUCCACAAGUCCGGAACGGAGCUUCAGGUUGAGGUCCGUGGACGCAAGCAGAAGGCCACGGUCACGAAGAUGCCGUUCGUCCCUGCCGGCUACCACAAGGUUUAAAAAGCAUCCUUUUGAACUGUGAGCCAUGGGCAUGGCACUUACGAAUACCACUUUUUUUUUCUUUUUUUCCUUCACACCGCAACGCUUGUACAUUCAUCUUUCACUUCAUUCACUCUGCAGUCAUCUCAUAGACAGA
This is a messenger RNA of Gamsiella multidivaricata, 1304 nucleotides long. RefSeq names its product mitochondrial Aminomethyltransferase. Gene Ontology annotation, cellular component: mitochondrion. Gene Ontology annotation, biological process: glycine catabolic process. The record is from RefSeq and is a predicted model, not a curated record. The coding region runs from base 104 to 1168 and encodes 354 amino acids. NCBI's taxonomy places the organism in Eukaryota, Fungi, Mortierellomycota, Mortierellomycetes, Mortierellales, Mortierellaceae. The transcript has 3 exons. Gene Ontology annotation, molecular function: aminomethyltransferase activity; protein binding.